GCGCGGGCGGCCGCCCAUUGCUACCACGGAUAUACUUACCACAUGUUCGAAUCCGCGACAAAUCGAUACCUAUUCGAUCAACCAAACAAUAUAAGAACACGUGCCAAAAUACAAGAAUGCAAUGCUCAUUUUGUAACACAAAAAUUAAAAUAACCUAAACAAUCGACGAUCACUGCUCAACUAGACAAUAAUACCGCGGUAACGGCAAUGGUUAUUUGUUAAUAAAAAUGUGUUUUGUGAUUGGUGUUUAUGCUAGUGUUUAUAUAAACCAAUUUAAUUGGCGUUUAGUGUAAAUUUUAGUGGAUAAACCGGAAUUUUAAACAGGAUGAAAGGAAAUGUGAUUUUCCUCCUUUUAUUCUUCGGGCACCUAUAUGCACUGCCAGACACCAUACGAAUAGGUGGCUUGUUUCACCCAGAGGACGAUAAGCAAGAAGUAGCAUUCAGAUACGCAGUGGAAAGAGUGAACGCAGAUCGAGCUGUACUCCCAAGGGCCAAGCUGCUGGCCCAGGUGGAAACCAUCUCGCCACAGGAUAGUUUUCAUGCAUCAAAACGAGUAUGUCAUCUCCUGCGGAGCGGGGUUGCAGCCAUUUUCGGGCCACAAUCCGCCCCCGCUGCAGCUCACGUCCAAAGCAUAUGCGACACAAUGGAACUACCCCAUUUGGAGACCCGAUGGGACUACCGCACGAGAAGAGAAUCGUGUCUAGUCAAUCUUUAUCCGCACCCAGCUGCACUUAGUCGGGCUUACGUGGAUUUAGUUAGAGCAUGGGGCUGGAAAUCAUUUACGAUUGUAUACGAAAAUAGUGAUGGUUUGGUGAGAUUGCAAGAAUUGCUCAAAGCCCAUGGCCCAACUGAAUUACCUGUCUCGGUCAGACAGUUACCCGAUUCGCAUGAUUAUAGGCCACUGUUGAAACAAAUAAAAAAUUCAGCGGAAUCACACAUAGUUCUCGAUUGCGCGACUGAGCGUAUCAGAGACGUAUUGCAACAGGCACAACAAAUCGGAAUGAUGUCAGAUUACCACAGCUAUCUUGUUACGUCUUUGGACCUUCACAGUGUGGAUUUAGAGGAAUUUAAAUACGGUGGUACCAACAUAACAGCUUUGAGAUUGCUCGAUCCUGAGCGGGCUGAUGUGCAAAGAGUAGUUCGAGAUUGGGUAUACGAGGAAGCCCGAAAGGGACGAAAGCUUCAACUAGGACACUCCGCUAAAGAUAACAUGACCUUCAUAAAGACAGAAACAGCUCUCAUGUACGACGCAGUACAUUUGUUUGCGAAAGCUUUACACGAUCUUGAUACUUCGCAACAAAUUGACGUAAGACCUCUCUCGUGUGAAGCGGAAGAUACAUGGCCCCAUGGGUACAGUCUCAUCAAUUACAUGAAAAUCGUAGAAAUGAAAGGCUUAACUGGAGUUAUAAAGUUUGAUCAUCAAGGAUUCAGAAGCGAUUUCACUCUAGAUAUAAUUGAAUUGACAAGAGACGGCCUACAGAAGGCGGGCACUUGGAAUUCCUCGGAGGGUGUCAAUUAUACGAGAUCUUAUGGAGAAAAUCAAAAACAGAUAGUAGAAAUACUACAAAACAAAACUCUUAUAGUUACUACUAUUCUGAGUGCACCGUAUUGCAUGAGAAAAGAAGCAAGUGAAAAGCUUACCGGCAACGCACAGUUCGAAGGGUACGCCAUUGAUCUGAUCCACGAGAUAUCUAAAAUUCUGGGCUUCAAUUACACAUUCAAGCUGGCGCCCGACGGUCGAUACGGCUCCUUUCACCGGGAGACUAAAGAGUGGGAUGGAAUGAUAAGGGAACUAUUGGAACAACGAGCUGAUCUCGCUAUUGCCGAUCUCACAAUCACUUAUGACAGGGAGCAAGUGGUUGACUUCACAAUGCCGUUCAUGAACCUCGGUAUUUCGGUACUGUACCGCAAGCCCAUUAAACAGCCACCCAACUUGUUUUCGUUCCUGUCACCCCUCUCGUUGGAUGUCUGGAUUUAUAUGGCCACUGCGUAUUUGGGCGUUUCUGUGCUGCUGUUUAUACUCGCCAGGUUCAGCCCGUACGAGUGGGACACCCCCCGGAACUGUCUAGAUGAGCCGCCGGUGCUGGAGAAUCAAUUCACUCUGUUGAACUCGCUGUGGUUCACUAUCGGAUCCUUGAUGCAGCAAGGUUCGGAUAUCGCGCCGAAAGCCGUAUCGACACGAAUGGUGGCCGGCAUGUGGUGGUUCUUUACUUUGAUCAUGAUAUCUUCGUAUACCGCCAAUUUGGCUGCCUUCCUGACAGUCGAACGAAUGGACUCGCCAAUUGAAAGUGCCGAGGAUCUCGCCAAACAAACGAAAAUCAAAUAUGGCGCUUUAAAAGGAGGUUCUACUGCUGCUUUUUUCAGGGAUUCGAACUUUUCGACCUAUCAACGCAUGUGGUCGUUUAUGGAGUCAGCUAGACCGACAGUGUUCACAAGCAGCAACAAGGAAGGGGAGGAGCGCGUGAUGCGAGGCAAAGGCUCUUACGCGUACUUGAUGGAGUCUACUACGAUCGAGUACGUCAUUGAAAGGAACUGCGACCUUACUCAAGUGGGUGGAAUGCUCGACUCGAAGGGGUACGGGAUCGCCAUGCCGCCAAAUUCCCCAUAUCGCACUGCCAUAAGUGGAGCCGUUCUGAAAUUACAAGAGGAAGGAAAAUUACAUAUUCUCAAAACGAAGUGGUGGAAGGAGAAACGCGGCGGGGGUUCUUGUAGGGAUGAGACAUCGAAAUCAUCAUCGACAGCAAACGAGUUGGGGCUCGCAAACGUGGGUGGCGUGUUUGUCGUGCUGAUGGGAGGUAUGGGGGUUGCCUGCGUCAUCGCCGUGUGCGAGUUCGUAUGGAAGUCACGCAAAGUUGCCGUUGAUGAAAGGAAGGAAGAGGCUUCCCUUUGCUCGGAAAUGGCUUCAGAACUUCGUUCGGCGCUGAAGUGCCCCAGUGGCGCGGGUGGCGGUGGGGUCACAGGCGGGACACGGGACGGGGCGGAUUCCCCCUACUUGCACUAUGGGUUUAACACGAAGAGUCAGCUUCACUAGCGCCCAGAUUUUGCCUCCUCGCCCCCAAGCGAUGUGUAGGCAAAGACUAUUUACCUAUGACAACGAUACCCCUCAGAGUCAAAGUGACAGUGCACAAGAUAGUGAAUGUGAAUUUGAACCUAAUGCAUCAUAAAAACCGACUUCGUAUUCAGUGUGUUUAUACAAAUAAAAUGAAACUCUGUUGUAUCUACUACAAUACGUCUGGAAUAAAUUCAAUAACACGAAUAGGAAUAAAUUAAUAGUAAAUAAUUCAUAACUGUGUGAGUUUAGUAAGAACAGUGUUGUGAAUCUCAGUAUUUGAAUGUAUUAUAUAAUAAAAGGAAUCUGAUAAGUGGUAUAUUGAGGGCUAUAACUUCGUACUUGCCAAAUUUGGAACUAGUGCCAAAGAUAAGAAGCCAAAUGGUUGUUUGUAAAUAAAAGGUUUUGCUCAUCGAGCUACUUAUGUUCCAUAAAAUAUAACUUGUAUUUAAACCCAAGAUAAAAUAGGUAGUGAUUGAUGUUUUAUAUCUAAACUUUGUCUAAGAUAUUGGUCUAGUUUCAUAAAUUUAAAUUUAUAAUAGAUAAAAUAUAUAGAUCUAAAUAACUAAGAAGAUCAUUGUGAAAAUCCAAUAUAGUACUGCCUAGACGAAAAUAUUAAAUAAACACAAUACCAUAACUUACGAACCACAAAUAAUAAUUUGUCAGUCUUAUAAUUAAGACUAUAAUUACUAAAUAUUAGCAAACUAUAAUGUACAUAGCAUUACGAACAAUAUAUAUUGUGUACUCAACUGACCACAGAAUAGAUAUCAAACUUAAUUGUGCAUCUGCAUUUGCAUAGUUUAUGUUCGUUAAUUCUUAAAAAUGGAGGCAAUUUCACACAGCUCAGAGUGUGCCAAAUAUCUUCAUAUAACAUUUCUGUAACAUAU
This is a messenger RNA of Hyposmocoma kahamanoa, 3936 nucleotides long. It is a transcript of the gene KaiR1D, whose product is annotated as glutamate receptor ionotropic, kainate 2. The coding region runs from base 326 to 3031 and encodes 901 amino acids. The transcript has 19 exons. The record is from RefSeq and is a predicted model, not a curated record. Gene Ontology annotation, biological process: synaptic transmission, glutamatergic; modulation of chemical synaptic transmission; monoatomic ion transport. NCBI's taxonomy places the organism in Eukaryota, Metazoa, Arthropoda, Insecta, Lepidoptera, Cosmopterigidae. Gene Ontology annotation, cellular component: postsynaptic membrane; plasma membrane. Gene Ontology annotation, molecular function: transmitter-gated monoatomic ion channel activity involved in regulation of postsynaptic membrane potential; glutamate-gated receptor activity.